AUGGAGACGCCCACGGGAAGGAAGCGACCUCAUUCGGAAAUGAAUGAGUUCUGCUACUCGUUCGACCCUUCGCCCACCACCCCGAGUACCGCCGCUACAGGAACAGAACAAGCUUCUGGCGCUCUGCAGGGAGCAAUCCACCACGGCGACGGAUGGACUGCGAAAACGAACUCGACAGCAAUGCGGAGUGUCGUCGGCAGGGGCAUUGACGACCCGUUCCAAUCCACAUCCACAUCUACUUCAUCUCACGGAUGUGGCAGCCAGCUCAACCAUGUCAAUCCUGUCGAGAGCAUGUCGUCGUUUGAAUCUCCUGCUCCUGCUCCUGCUCGCCCCCAACCGGACAAUGCUUUCACAGAUGCAGACGCAGAAGAAUUCAUCAGAUUGAUCACAGCUGCCAUGGCUGAGGAUCCAACCCUAAACGGCGAUCUAGACAGUGAUCUCAGCGGUGACUUUGGCGACAGCAAUCCUACCGGCCAGAUCAAUGACCAAGUCGCUGCGAACGGCAAUGAUGGGCAAGACUCGAACUCCUCCUCCAACGCUGUCGUCGACUCAGAUGCUUCCUCGGCCCCCGGUACGAUUGACUCGAAUUUCUCUUCCUCCUCCAUUCCAGACAAUGUGAACUCCUCUCCUCCAAGUGGUUCGGUGCCAAUACCCAAUCCCACCAACAAUAUCUUCCAACGUCCAAGUCAGACCGCCGCAUUUGAGACCCUCAACAAUGCUGUCAACCUGCCAUUCCAGUUGGAGACCAUCGACUCUCAACUUGAGACAGCUACAAGAGAUGGAGCAACGCCUACAAAGCAACCAAGACGGAGCAAGGCCGGCCCUAGUGCUCACAUAUCUGGCAUCCCGCCGUCGUCACCGUCUGUGCAAGCCUCAGCCUCAGCUACUCACCCUUCAAGCGUCAAGACAUUGGGCAGCCCCUUUCAUCCCGCGUCUGCUCCAUCGAGACUUCAGCGAGACGUCCAAACUCCAAUUGACCUGUUCGAGACUCCCCCAACCACGGCCAGAAACCCUUGCACUCGCCUGAUGAACGGAGUGGAGGUGUCUCCCACCCCUGUCGCUGUCGGCCGCCGGGCAUCAUGUCAGCCUGCACCAAGAGCAAGACCCAAUAGCAAUAGGGCAAUACCGUUGAAUGCUGGUCAGCACCGAUCGCCAGCUCAUUCAGUCACGGCUACGACUGGCCCGAAGAGUUUGAGGAAUGGUGACCCGACCUCUCCAACCCUUCCCCCGGCCAAACGAGCUCGUACCACGACCCUCAGCUCGGAAAAUAUCGUCGUCAAAAUUGCUGCGUCGCAGAAUCAGAAUCGUCGGAUCUAUAGCGUUGUCCCCCAAUAUAACCUGGCUGAAUUGACCUCGCACUUCAACCAAGCAGACAUCCCUUCAGACCACAAAUGGCUGACUCGCAUGUACGGAGAUCCAGAGCCACCUCCGUCCAAGAUGGCUCAAAUGACUGGAUACGAGUUCCCUAUUCCACUGGUCACUGGCAUGUUGGCUCCCUCGGUAACACUGGCCAGCCUCGUGGCCAAGUCCACCAACGUCAACCAUCAGUUCAGGGGACGGCUGACACAACUGUUCAACGUCAAGGCUCAGGUCAAGUUCAGAUGCAGGCUCGCGGUCAGUCUCAGUCUCAUGGCAAUUAUGUCAUGCGGAAUCAGACUCAGACUGCUGCACAGCCACUCGGCCAAGGGUCCAUGCAAUGUCAAUCUUAUAUUCCGUCUCCAAGUCAGGGAUCCCUCCAGAGCCAGAACUAUGCUCCGGUCCAAGGUCAUCCUUCAACGCAAGGCCAAACCUACACUCAGUCAUCAAGUCAUGGUUCAAUGCAACGGCCAAACCACGCCCAGCGCCCGGCUCACAGUUUAA
This is a messenger RNA of Capronia epimyces CBS 606.96, 1860 nucleotides long. RefSeq lists its product as uncharacterized. The record is from RefSeq and is a predicted model, not a curated record. The coding region runs from base 1 to 1860 and encodes 619 amino acids. NCBI's taxonomy places the organism in Eukaryota, Fungi, Ascomycota, Eurotiomycetes, Chaetothyriales, Herpotrichiellaceae. The transcript is spliced from 3 exons.